This is a messenger RNA of Fonsecaea nubica, 375 nucleotides long. RefSeq lists its product as hypothetical. The record is from RefSeq and is a predicted model, not a curated record. Bases 1 to 375 code for a protein of 124 amino acids. Lineage: Eukaryota; Fungi; Ascomycota; Eurotiomycetes; Chaetothyriales; Herpotrichiellaceae. The transcript has 3 exons.
AUGUUCCAGGUCUUUGAGGCAUUUGGGGGGGUUCUUGCUAUCACGAUCACGUCGGCGUCCUUGCGCUUGCUUACCAUGGCCGAACUUCGGCAACGUAUCGGGACGGACCCGGCGUCUGAAAAGAUGUUCAAACACUUCUUGGAGGAUGUGGACUAUCUGGGCUCUGUUCCCAGCGACAUGCGAGAGGCUAUGCAAGCUGCGUACGGUGUUGCUGCGAGAAAAUGUUGCCUCAUCGCUUUGACCUCGUGCAUUGCUGCUGUCCUAAGUGCAGCUAUUUGCCACGCCUGCAACUGGAUCCAGAGAACUUGCGGUCUGGCGAUGACCCUGCAAGCGGAGGUUGCAUCGGACUCAGAGACAGAUCACAUCGACACAUAG